This is a messenger RNA of Onychostoma macrolepis, 2530 nucleotides long. RefSeq names its product teleost multiple tissue opsin a (gene tmtopsa). Gene Ontology annotation, molecular function: G protein-coupled receptor activity. The record is from RefSeq and is a predicted model, not a curated record. The coding region runs from base 196 to 1377 and encodes 393 amino acids. NCBI's taxonomy places the organism in Eukaryota, Metazoa, Chordata, Actinopteri, Cypriniformes, Cyprinidae. The transcript has 4 exons. Gene Ontology annotation, cellular component: photoreceptor outer segment; membrane. Gene Ontology annotation, biological process: visual perception; G protein-coupled receptor signaling pathway.
CUGAGCAACAAAGUUCAACAAUUGAGAAAUAAAAUCGUCGUGCAUCUCACCCAACACUUAAACUCUACUGCAAAUAACUAUCCUCUCUAUGGAUCGCAGUCUGUUGUCAAAACGCCACAGCAAAUUAAAUGUUUUGCUUUCCCCCAGAAAACAAUGCAGUGACUUUUGUUCAAUGUGCACCCAGAACGGAUUGCGAUGAUUGCGUCCAACUUGAGUGUGAUCAGUUGCAGGAGGGCGAACAGCGCGCUGUGCCUCAGUGCAGUGGAGGAACAUUUGGAGGCGUCCUCCUCCUAUCGCAACCUCAGUCCCACCGGCCACCUGCUCGUGGCGGUGACCUUGGGCUUCAUCGGCAGUUUCGGAUUCCUCAACAACCUUCUGGUUCUCGUGCUCUUCUGCCGCUACAAGAUUCUGCGGUCCCCCAUCAACUUUUUGCUGGUGAAUAUUUGCUUGAGUGAUCUCCUGGUUUGCGUGUUGGGCACGCCGUUCAGCUUCGCGGCGAGCACUCAAGGGCGAUGGCUCAUCGGCAACAGUGGAUGUGUGUGGUACGGCUUUGCCAACUCGUUGUUAGGCAUUGUGUCACUUAUCUCUCUGGCCGUGCUAUCAUACGAACGUUACUGUACAAUGAUGGGCUCCACGGAGGCUGAUGCCACCAACUAUAGGAAGGUUGCCGGUGGGGUGGUGAUGUCCUGGGUCUACUCUUUAAUCUGGACUCUGCCCCCUCUAUUUGGUUGGAGUCGCUAUGGCCCAGAAGGCCCUGGGACCACCUGCUCUGUAGACUGGACAACCAAGACAGCCAAUAACAUCUCUUACAUCAUUUGCCUCUUUAUUUUUUGCCUGAUUGUCCCCUUCCUGGUCAUUGUCUUCUGCUAUGGUAAGCUGCUGCUUGCCAUUAAACAGGUCAGCGGUGUGAACACGCCCAUGAGCCGCAAAAGAGAGCACCGGGUUCUUCUCAUGGUGAUCACCAUGGUGAUCUUCUAUCUGCUUUGCUGGCUGCCUUAUGGGAUCAUGGCUCUGCUGGCCACUUUUGGAGCCCCAGGACUGGUGACUGUGGAGGCUAGCAUAGUGCCCUCCAUCUUAGCGAAGUCCAGCACGGUCAUCAAUCCCAUAAUCUACAUCUUCAUGAAUAAACAGUUCUACAGGUGUUUCAGAGCUAUUAUCAACUGUGACAAACCCCAGCGAGGUUCCAGUAUGAAAAGUUCUUCAAAGGUAACUAAACCUGUUCGGCCUGGACGGCGCACAGACAACUUCACUUUUGUGGUUGCUUCAUUGGGACCCACAGUGCUGCCCAACCAGGCAAACCCAGCAGAGGACGGCCCUCUAUCAACAGAUAAUGCCAAACCUGCAGUGGUCUCCCUUGUGGCCCAUUAUAAUGGUUGAGAGUUAUUCAGCUUCAAAAAAUGGUGACACUUGAAGAAACUUUUCACACUAAAUGAGGGAAAUGCAGUGUGAGAUUUGGAGGAUUUCACAAGAAUAUUGCGUAUAAGUACUAUAACAAACAGGAAAAUAAAAGAAUCCCGAGGGAGGCUGAUUUUGUGGAGUUUAUUUUUAUGCUCUACUGUAUAUGUGUCUGCUAUCCAACAACUGGGUGUUAUAUUCUUGCAGUAAUAUGUAGCUAGCAGUUCCUAAUUUUCUUUGAAAUGUUCUCAGAUUCUGCAGGUUUUAAGAUGACUAUUUUUGUAGACCUGUCCAAAAGGUCUGCUGAAAGAAAAAGACUAUUCUCAGUACAGUAAACAACAACUAUCGAGUGUUUGAAAAACACUUUUUUGUAAUAGACCUAAUGAAAAAACAUUAUUUAUAUGAAUGUAGAACUUGUUCAUUUUUGAAUGGUGUCAAAACAAAAGGGUUUUUCUACAUCUAUUCAUUUUUUUUUUUUUUUUUUCAUAAGAGAAGAUGGGUAUGACUUUUAUCAAUGGCUUUUAAACCCUGUAAGCACCGUUACUGUAUGGCCUGUGAAUGUAUGUUACAGUUUCUAAGUUUCAUGUUUUUUUUUAGUAAUAUAUAUAUAUUAUUUGUUUUGUGAACAUAUAGCUUAUAAGUAUUUGCUAAUUCAAGCAUUUUUUGCUCAGAUGUUUUACAAUUACAUGAUACAAACUAUAGUGAUGUUUAAACCAAACCGAGAGAAGAAUAAAAAGGAAAAGAAAGGAGAAGAUUGCAUUGUGUUAUGACAGUUAACAAUUUAGAUUGUGUGUCUGCAAAUGAAGACUUGUGAUACAUAACUGCAUUUUAAGGACACAACUUCAUUGUAGCAAAAAUACUGAUGUAGGAAUGUCAAAUAUUGAUGUAUAUUUACAUGAAAAAUCUGGUCUGUAUUAUACCAUUUAUUAAUUCUCUAUAUGAUUUCAAUGACAACCACUUCUCAAUUUAGAAGUUAAUAUAAUUUGUAUUGUUAGUGUGAGGCUGGAGAUUCAUGUGCUUCUGAGGAAUUCCAGCUUUAUCAUUCAAUUAACAUAUCAAAUUAGUCGCGCUCUCUUACUCUCACUUAAUUAGUUGUGCAUGACCUGUGUUUAUGUUCAUUCACCCAUGCAGAAAU